Molecule: messenger RNA, 3318 nt
Organism: Cucumis sativus (cucumber)
Lineage: Eukaryota; Viridiplantae; Streptophyta; Magnoliopsida; Cucurbitales; Cucurbitaceae
Product: kinesin-like protein KIN-14N
Exons: 16
Coding region: 894-3179 (761 amino acids)
Biological process (GO): microtubule-based movement
Molecular function (GO): ATP binding; microtubule motor activity; microtubule binding
Source: RefSeq, a predicted model, not a curated record
GAACAAACGUGGCUUCAUGAUCUUCAUCUUACUAAAGAACAAGUCACAUGGUUCCCAUCUGAUUCCCCAAAACCCCAUUUCAAAAAAUUUCACACUCCUUCGUUGAUAACAGUAAAAUAACAAAGCCAGGAAUCCGUGCUUUUCUCUACCAAACAAAAAUAACCCAUUAAAAUCUCUGCUCGUAAACUCCAAAAUCCCCACUCCCACCUUCAUUUUUCCACCCACAAACCCACAAAAUCCCUCUUUCUGGUUUUUUUUUUUUUUUACCAACUUACACUUCAAAUCUUUGCUCCCCAUAACUCCAUUUUUUCAUUUCUAAUUUCUGUACAUUUCAUGUAAUCCCUCUUCUUUUCUCUCUCUGGGAGUGGGAGCUCAUCAAUCUUUCCUGCUCGUUCAAGCAAGCGGCUACAUUACAUAUACAUAAUCGUUAGCUUUAAAUGCAAUCAAUGGCCCCACAACUACAUGCUUAAACUCUUUUUUGCCUCUCCUUCUUCCUCAAAUAUUAUAUUGUUUUUUCUGUGUUUGCUGUUUCUUUUGGCUUCAUUCCCUCUCCCCAUGUCUUAGAUUCAGUCUUUCCUUCCAUUUUGCAAGAUUUGAGCAUUUUCCCUGUUCUGGGUUUCUUGUUUUUUUGUAUGUGUAUGUUUUUUUUUUUUUUGGUUUUUUUCUCUUUUGGGUUUGGAUUAUAACCCAUCAGCUCUCUGUUUUCUCUCUUGUAAGAAGGGCACUGGGUUUUAUAGAAGAUUUGAGCAAUUUCCCUGUUCUGGGUUUCUUGUUUUUUCCCACUUUUGGUUUGGAUUAUGAUCCAUCAGCUCUUUGUUUUCUCUUUUGAAAGAAGGGUAUUGGUGAUGAACUGGGCUUUAUAGAUUGAGGGGUUUGAGUAAUUAGAGGCCACAAUGGUUGGAACUCCAACUAAUGGAAGGUCUCGCUUGUCCUUCUCAAUGGUUAAUGGUGGACAGGAACUUUGUCUUACAAGUACCCCAACCAGCAUUGCGGGCUCCGAUUGCGGUGUCAUUGAGUUCAGUAAAGAAGAUGUUGAGGCUUUGUUGAACGAGAAGCUUAAAAGGAAGGACAGGUUUAAUCUUAAGGUCAGUCCCUCCUUUUCAGCAGUUAAGGAAAAAUGUGACAACAUGGUGGAAUACAUUAAAAAGCUUAAACUAUGCAUCAGAUGGUUUCAAGAGCUUGAAUAUAGCUACUUAUUAGAGCAGAAGAAGUUACAAGAUGAGUUGGAAUCUUCUGAGAUCAAGUGCAGUGAAAUGGAAAUGAUAGUGAAGAAGAAAGAGGAAGAAUUGAAUUCUCUCAUUGUGGAACUUAGAAAGAACAAUGCUUUUUUGCUAGAGAAAUUUACAAAAGAAGAAUCAGAUAAGUUGGCUGCAGUAGAAUCUCUCACCAAGGAGAAAGAGGCUAGGUUGAUUAUGGAGAGGUCACAGGCUUCAAUCUCCGAGGAGCUUGCAAGGGCUCAACGUGAACUCUCAAGUGCAAAUCAAAAGAUAUCGUCUCUUAAUGAAAUGUACAAGCGGUUACAGGAUUAUAUUACAAGUUUACAGGAAUAUAAUGGCAAACUUCAUACAGAGCUUUCAACCGCAGAGGAUGACCUUAAGCGUGUAGAGAAAGAAAAAGCUGCUGUGGUGGAGGACCUCAGCAUGAUCAAGGGCGAACUUGCUCUUUCUAAAGCAUCUCAAGAUGAGGCAGUAAAGCAGAAGGAUGCGAUGGUGAAUGAAGUUACAUGUUUAAGAAGAGAAAUACAACAGGUUAGAGAUGAUAGAGAUCGUCAACUAUCUCUGGUUCAGACUUUGUCAGAUGAAGUAGAGAAGUGCAGAGAGUCUGCAGGAAAGUACUGUGAGGAGUUGGAUGAAAUGAAGGCAAAAACAAAUGAAUUAGAGGCAACAUGUUCUUCUCAAAGUUUUGAGCUAAGGGCAUUGCAAAAUCAUCUAGCUGCUGCAGAGAACAAGCUGCAGGUCUCUGAUCUAACUGCAAUGGAGACAAUGCAUGAAUUUGAAGAUCAAAAGAGACUUGUUCUCGAUUUACAACAGCGACUUGCAGAUGCAGAAAAUAAGCUUAUGGAAGGAGAGAAGCUUCGGAAAAAAUUGCAUAAUACUAUCUUGGAAUUAAAAGGGAACAUUCGUGUAUUUUGUCGAGUGCGGCCUCUGUUACCUGAUGAACGCUCUAGUCCUGAAGGAAAUUUUAUCACCUAUCCAUCAUCAGUGGAAUCACUUGGACGAGGAAUUGAUCUGGUGCAAAAUGGGCAAAGACAUUCUUUCACAUAUGACAAGGUUUUCUCACCAGAAGCGACACAGGAAGACGUCUUUGUAGAAAUUUCCCAGCUUGUACAAAGCGCCCUUGAUGGUUACAAGGUUUGUAUAUUCGCCUAUGGUCAGACUGGUUCGGGAAAAACCUAUACGAUGAUGGGUAGACCAGGGCUCCUAGAGGAGAAGGGACUGAUACCUCGAUCGUUGGAACAAAUAUUUCAAACUAGGCAAUCUCUUCAACCUCAGGGUUGGAAAUAUGAAAUGCAGGUGUCAAUGUUGGAAAUAUACAAUGAAACGAUCCGUGAUUUACUAUCAACAAAUCGAUCAGCUUCAGAUGUGCUACGAGCAGAAAAUGGUUCUCCUAUAAAACCGUACUCAAUCAAACACGAUGCAAGUGGAAACACCCUAGUUUCUGAUCUUACAGUUGUUGAUGUUCGUAGCGCAAGGGAGGUCUCAUUUCUAUUAGAGCAAGCUUCUCGGAGCAGAUCUGUUGGAAAAACUCAAAUGAACGAGCAAUCAUCAAGAAGUCAUUUUGUGUUUACUCUCAAAAUAUCCGGUAUCAAUGAGAGUACCGAUCAACAAGUACAAGGGAUUUUGAAUUUAAUAGAUCUUGCUGGAAGCGAACGUCUUUCCAAGAGUGGGUCGACUGGAGAUCGACUGAAAGAAACCCAAGCCAUAAAUAGAAGUUUAUCAUCUCUAAGUGAUGUUAUAUUUGCUUUGGCAAAGAAGGAAGAGCAUGUUCCAUUUAGAAACUCAAAGCUUACCUAUCUUCUUCAGCCAUGUCUCGGUGGGGAUUCAAAGACGUUGAUGUUUGUAAAUAUCUCUCCUGAUUCCUCCUCGGCCAAUGAAUCACUCUGCUCGCUUCGCUUUGCUGCCCGGGUCAAUGCUUGCGAGAUCGGUACUCCUCGGCGUUUAACCAAUACACGACCUUAAGAUUUAUGCUCAAACAUUGCCCAUACAUUGGCAAAUCAACUAUUUGAUAAUGAAAUAUGAGAAUGAUUCUGACUUAGGCUUAGUUAUGUAUAGCAAAAGAGAUCUGAUUGUAUCAAUGAAAGUAAUAUUUUUUUGUUUC